AUGCCGGUUCGCCCAGUGGUGGAUACAGGUUACUUCCCAGCGCAUUUUUAUGUGGCUCCUGGUGCUCUACGUUAUGCAAGGCAAUUCACAGUUAACGACUUGUUUUUCCUUUAAUUCCAAGGCUCUACGUUUGCCAAAGCCAAGCCUGAAAUUCCCUGGACAUCGCUAACUCGGAAGGGAAUUGUGAGAGUUGUGUUUUUUCCAUUAUUCAGCCAGUGGUGGAUACAGGUUACUUCCCAGCGCAUUUUUAUGUGGCUCCUGGUGCUCUACGUUAUGCAAGUUAUAGCAGUUGUGUUGUAUUUCGUGGUGCCUGUUGUGAAUGCGAGUGAAGUCAUGGGGCCAAUGUGCCUUAUGUUACUGAUGGGAACUGUUCACUGUCAAAUAGUGUCCACCCAGAUCAGCAAACCGUCGGCAAACAACGGGCUCGGCAGGCGGAGGAGGAAGUUACGCAAAUCUGUGGGUGUGGAUGGGAACAGUUGGUCUUCUCCUGACAAAAACAGUAAAGAAGAGCAGUCUGAAUCUGCAUCCGUUCUUAAGAAUUUAUUUAGUGUGCUUUUCCGAAGGAGGAUUAGAAGAGUAAAGUUGGUAUCUGAGAAAGGGACUGAGACAGAAAAUGGUGUGAAUGCUGUGAAUAAUGGCAUUAAGCACAGACAUGCCAGAUCUGAAUACAGGCUGUUGCACUUCAAAGAGAAAAAUAAACUUUCCGAUGGGGAAAAGAGCCAUCAGGACGACUGCACCAACAGAGGUGGUGUUUCUGAUGAGCUUUCGAGUGAGGAGGAUGCUGAAGCAAUGGCACAAAGGAUCUUGUUACGCCAGAAUGUAGAAGGGGCUUCCAGUGACAAUAGCUAUGAAGAGAAGAAAAAGAGGCCUCUUGUUUCCCUGAACCAGGCUGUCUCACAGGUGAAGCAAGCCCUGAAAGGUGCCAGAGACUCUGAUAGUGUUGUGGAAUCUGAACUAGAAUCCACAUUACAUAGUCAGGACUCGAGGUCCUGCAUCAGUGUGGGAUCCCGGAGCUGUAAUGUGACCCGGAGAGACUCGGAAAGCACUCGCCAUGACUCUGAGACCGAAGACAUGCUUUGGGACGAUCUGCUUCACGGGCCAGAGUGUCGGUCGUCCUGCACCAGCGACAGUGAGGAAAUGACUGUGAGAGGCAUCAGGCGGGAUCUGAAGGAAGAUGUUUUCCAGCAGAACCAUUUGUUUUGGCUGCAGAAUACAAGUCCGGCAUCUGCUAAAGUGAGCGCACUGAUCUGGGAAGGGAAUGACUGUAAGAAGGUGGACAUGUCCGUGCUGGAGAUCAGCGGGAUUAUCAUGAGCAGGGUUAAUGCCUACCAGCAAGGAGUGGGGUAUCAAAUGCUGGGAAAAAUCCCCACCUACAGACUCUUCCGCACAGAUAACCUGGAGCAGUUCUGCUCAAUUUCUCUAAAGGAGCUUCUGCACAUCUUUUGUGGAGCACCUGCUAGUACCCCUGUCGUUCUUUUGUCUGCAAUCAACUUCCUUGAAAGACUUUGCUUAACCUGGAUGUUCUUCUUCAUGAUGUGUGUUGCUGAGAGAACGUACAAACAGAGGUUUUUGUUUGCCAAGCUUUUUAGUCACAUUACAUCUGCUCGGAAAGCCAGGAAGUACGAAAUUCCUCACUUUAGACUCAAGAAGGUAGAAAACAUUAAGAUCUGGUUGUCUCUUCGUUCCUAUCUAAAGAGGCGAGGUCCUCAGCGAUCCGUGGACGUUGUCGUAUCGUCAGUCUUUUUACUGGCUCUUUCCAUUGCGUUUAUAUGCUGCGCCCAGGUUCUUAAGGGUCACAAAACAUUUCUGAAUGCAGCCUACAACUGGGAGUUCCUAAUCUGGGAGGCAGCACUUCUUCUCUUUUUACUACGUCUGGCAUCUUUGGGCUCGGAAACCAACAAGAAAUACAGUAAUAUUUCAAUCUUGCUCACUGAGCAGAUAAACUUAUACCUGAAGAUGGAGAAGAAGCCAAACAAGAAAGAACAGCUGUCUCUAGUGAACAAUGUCUUGAAACUAUCUACAAAGCUGCUGAAGGAGUUAGAUACUCCAUUUAGGCUGUACGGACUGACCAUGAAUCCAUUAAUCUACAACAUAACACGAGUUGUCAUACUCUCUGCUGUCUCCGGUGUUAUAAGUGAUCUUCUAGGAUUCAAUAUCAGAUUAUGGAAAAUUAAACCGUGAACUGACCAAACA
Messenger RNA from Opisthocomus hoazin, 2193 nucleotides. Lineage: Eukaryota; Metazoa; Chordata; Aves; Opisthocomiformes; Opisthocomidae. The record is from RefSeq and is a predicted model, not a curated record.